CAAAAUAUUAUAACCAUGUUUCUCUCUUUCUCUUCUUCUUCCUCUCUCCUUCCCUCUCCUUCUCCCUCUCUCCUUCCCUCCCCUCUCCCCCUCUCUCUCUCUCCUUGUGUCCUACAGGUUCAUCAAUGCCAGAAGGAGAAUAGUUCAGCCCAUGAUCGACCAGUCGAACCGUGCAGUAAGUCAAGGAGCCCCCUACACCCCAGAUGGACAACCCAUGGGGGGCUUCGUGAUGGACGGGCAGCAGCACAUGGGAAUCAGACCACCUGGAGCGAUGAGUGGCAUGGGGAUGAACAUGGGCAUGGAGGGACAGUGGCACUACAUGUAGUCUUUCGCCUGUCAAUCAAUCGCUCGUCAUAUGGGGAAGACUGCAGGGCAUGCCAGGGAAUUACCUGUCAGACGACAGCACUGCGUCCUGCUGGGCACCCUCACAUCAAAACCAGGACCCACCACUUCAAAACCAGGACUCCCUCCCGUAACCAGGAGCCUGCUCAGCUGCACAUGGCCCUCCCUUUGGGCCUCCCAGGCACCACAUUCCUGGACCCCCCCACCCCCCCACCCCCCCACCCUGCUCUGUCCCACCCAGUGAUGAUGAUGCACAGGGGAGGACAUCCUCACCACCAUGGGCCCAGCCACCCUGCCUAUGCCCCCCUGCCAGCCUCCAGUCCCUAGAUGCCCAUCACCCAUCCCAGCAGACCCCUACCCCCCUUCAUCCUGAACCCUGGACUGCCUCGCCCAGUAGACUCUAAGGGAUUCCUCUUUGAAAAAAAAGCGAUUGAGAGACAUUGGGUGUUUUCUCUUACCCGAGACUGAAGACAACUAAAGAGACACCUGCUAUGUACUAUGGACUCCUAGAAAAAAUAAAAAGAGACUCCAUUCAGAGAACUGUACCUCCAUUCAGAGAACUGUACCUCCUCCGAGUCUCGACUGGGGAUGGAUUUGGACCAAGGAGAAGCCAAUGUCUGUAUAACACAGAGGUGCCCUUACAAAUAGGAUUCCAGAAGAGAUGAGAAUGAGGGGAAAGAAAGACAGACAGAGAUUGAAAGACAAACUAUAUCAACUCCUAAAGGGGAGGGAAGAGGAGAGAGGGGAGAUUCUGUAUACUGUUGUACAAUUACGCUGGACUCUCAAGGAGAACUGGGAAUUGAAGUAUUGUAAAUGCUAUGGUAUUGUUCUGCAUAAUAUGUUGUUUCUAAUCGUUUUUUGGGGGAAAAAAGGAUGUGAACUUCUUGUUUUUUUUGUUUCUUUCCACACUAUGUGUGUGCUGUCUCUAUGACUUCUGACCUCUGACCUCCUCCCUAUUAAAAUCACCAUGAGUUUAAAAAGAAAAAAAUAUAUGUGAAUAAACCAAUAAUUCGAUCAACCAAUCUUCUUCCAGGCCUUUCUUUUGGAUGGGUGAAAGAUAGCCUGAGUGUCAGUCUAUUUGUGCUAUCAUACCAACUCCCUGUCACCCAUUGUCAUGCACAAACAGAUCUGGGACCAGGCUAGAGGUGAAAGAGUGGCUCACAGCUUGUGACAGACAGACAGACAGACAGACAGACAGACAGACAGACAGACAGACAGACAGACAGACAGACAGACAGACAGACAGGCAGACAGACAGACAGACAGCACUCCUCUGGUUCAGUGGAUAGACUGGACAGACAGACAGACAGACAGACAGACAGACAGACAGACAGACAGACAGACAGACAGACAGACAGACAGACAGACAGACAGACAGACAGACAGACAGACAGACAGACAGACAGACAGACAGACAGACAGACAGACAGACAGACAGAAUGUAUAAAGCAUUGGACAUCUCGGUAUGAUUGAGGAGUUCUGAGCUCCAGAAUUACAUUCAUGUACUCAAUUGUAUUUAUGUCACGAGGCUGGAGUCUGCAUUGUCCGAUGCAUUCUCCCCCCCCCCCCCACCCCACUAAGUCUGUAGCUCUGGGGUCUAGCUUCCCCUAGGAUCAGCUUCCCAUUCCCCAAUCCUAACCUUCACCAUUAGUGUGUAAAAUGCUAAACUGACCCAAGAUCAGCGUUUAGGGGGCACAGGGAAGUUUAUUGGAGGUAUUACAUACAUUCAUUUUGAUGGGAGGGAAUGUACAAACCCUGUGUGUGCGUGUGCGUGUGUGUGUGUGUGUGUGUGUGUGUGUGUGCGUGCGCGCGCGCGCGUGCGUGUGUGUGCGCGCGUGCGUGUGUGUGUGUGUGUUUGAUCAAUGCAUCCGUCAUUCAUUGUAUUAUGUCAAGUCAAUGUUCUUGUAUUUUUAUUUUGUAUGGUUUCAUCCUGGAGAGUGUAUGUAAGUAAACAUUGUAAAUAAAUACAUUUUAUGCAA
Oncorhynchus kisutch (coho salmon) is the source of this 2321-nucleotide messenger RNA. RefSeq lists its product as uncharacterized. Bases 16 to 669 code for a protein of 217 amino acids. The record is from RefSeq and is a predicted model, not a curated record. NCBI's taxonomy places the organism in Eukaryota, Metazoa, Chordata, Actinopteri, Salmoniformes, Salmonidae. The transcript has 4 exons.